CUUUGCCCUCGGCUGACGUUGCGCUUGAAUCGAUAGGGUGCCCACGAUGUCUCAAGGAGGUCUGCAUUCAUUAGCUACAAUUAUCAAACGUCUGGAGGCUGCUACUUCUCGCCUUGAAGAUCUGACGAUUGCCCAGGCAAGCGGGACGUUGCCGAAGAGUACUGAAGCAUCUGGUGAUAAAGGUCCAUCAGAUGGACAUGCUUCAUUGGCACCCCCUCCCCCGCCUCCGCCUCCUCUCCAAACACUCACAACUAUGACAGAAAUUCCAAGGAGUGUUGAAGCAUUUGACGAGAAUAUCGUCAAUGGGAAGCUAAAAGCAUUCGUGGAGCUCACGAAGUCAUUUGCAUCACCACUUGUCAUCGAGCAGGUCGGACAUGUAGAGAGUGUAUUCAAAGACAUGAGAAAUCUACUCCUUACAGCAUCCGCAUGCAAUAAGCCAGAUUCCAAAACGUUUACUUCGCUACAGGAGCCAAUUGGAAAAGGCGUAACGGCCGUUAUGCAAGUCCCGGAGAAAAACAGAAAAGAGCGCGUUUGGUAUAAUCACUUAAUGGUAAUAUCCGAGGGUAUCCCUAGCGUCGGCUGGGUUGGCGUUGAACCAAAACCGGGGCCCCACGUUGCACAGAUGAAGGAGGCAGCAGAGUUCUACGGAAACAAAGUCAUAAAGGAGUUCAAAGAGAAGGAACCGAAGCAUGUGGAAUGGGUCAGGGCUUGGAUGGCCCUGCUCGAAGAGCAACGCAAAUACGUGAUGGAAUUUCAUACUACUGGGCUGGCCUGGAAUCCUAAGGGAAUCCCUGUGAAUCAAUUCUCCGGGUCUGCGCCUCCGUCGGGAGCUCCUCCUCCGCCUCCCCCACCUCCAAUAAUCAGCUCGUCAUCAUCUACCUCUUCUAGUGGCGGUGGACUUGGCGCUGUCUUCGCAGACCUAAACCGGGGAACCGAUGUGACGAAAGGCCUGCGGAAAGUCGACAAAUCAGAGAUGACACACAAGAAUCCCGAGUUACGGGCAUCAAGCACUGUACCUGCUACCAAUAGCACCCCAUCCAAGCGGCCCGUUAAGCCUACCAAGCCUGCAGCUCUCUCCGGAAAGAAACCAUCUAAGUUCGUUCUAGAGGGUACAAAAUGGACGAUUGAAUACCAAGAAAACGAGCCGGCGUUGGUUGUAGAAAAUACUGAACUUAGCCACAUCGUGAACCUUUACGGGUGCAAAAAUUCAACUGUGCAAAUCAAAGGAAAAGUGAACGCUGUUAAUCUCAUCAAUUGCACUAAGACUUCAGUCCUCGUGGAUUCCGUUGUUUCGGGCAUUUCUGUCACGAACUCGCCUUCAUUCGCGGUGCAGAUCACGGGCACUGCUCGAACCAUCCAACUAGAUUCCACAGAUUCCGGACAAAUUUAUUUGUCGAAGGCUUCGCUAGACGUGGAAAUCACGACGGCAAAGUGCAGUGCCAUUAACGUGAGCCUGCCUGUUGAGGGCGAAGAAGAGGGCGUAUUUGUUGAGAGAGCGAUGCCGGAGAUGAUGAGGACAACGAUCAAGGAUGGAAAAUUGGUUGCAACUAUCGUAGAGCAUUCAGGUUGAUUCUAUGUCAUGACUUAAUGUUUGCUAUCUUUAAAUGAC
Molecule: messenger RNA, 1609 nt
Organism: Fomitiporia mediterranea MF3/22
Lineage: Eukaryota; Fungi; Basidiomycota; Agaricomycetes; Hymenochaetales; Hymenochaetaceae
Exons: 8
Coding region: 47-1570 (507 amino acids)
Biological process (GO): cytoskeleton organization; regulation of adenylate cyclase activity
Cellular component (GO): cytoplasm
Molecular function (GO): adenylate cyclase binding; actin binding
Source: RefSeq, a predicted model, not a curated record